Molecule: messenger RNA, 486 nt
Organism: Ilex paraguariensis (yerba mate)
Lineage: Eukaryota; Viridiplantae; Streptophyta; Magnoliopsida; Aquifoliales; Aquifoliaceae
Source: the annotation of a GenBank genome assembly
AUGAUGUCAGAUACGGGUACGCUCAGAACUGAUUUUCUUGAGACUGCCGGACCUGCUGAUCUGCGCCUUUCUCCACCUUCUAGGCAUCGUUCCAGCAUGACUGGGAGGGUGUUGGCUAGUGCUGGGAAGGUAUUCUCUCUGCAUUGGACUGCAUUGAUGCGUCCUGCAUUGCACUGGACUGCACGGAUGUUUCUGCAGAACUGCACUAAACUGGAGACUGGUGUGCAACUGGAGGGUCAUUUGCUGGGAUGCAGCUGUGCUGAAUAUGAGUAUUUUGUUCAGACAGAGCAGGAGUUGCUGAGAAUAGUUUCCCAAACAAAGGCUCAUGAGCUGAACUGUGAGCAAAGGAGCAGCUGUGGUGUGAGAGGAUGCCUGCUUGACUGUGCUGGAGCUGGUUCUGUGCAGCUGUAUGGAUCAGAAGGUGCUAUUGGAUCAGAGGACUACAGGAGCUGCUACAGUCAUUGUACAGGAAUUUUCUGUUUAUAG